Molecule: messenger RNA, 762 nt
Organism: Echinostoma caproni
Lineage: Eukaryota; Metazoa; Platyhelminthes; Trematoda; Plagiorchiida; Echinostomatidae
Source: the annotation of a GenBank genome assembly
AUGGCCUUGUUUACACCCACCAAUCAGAAGCGCCUUACAAAUGUCUCCGUAGUGAGACUCAAGAAAGGUGGGAACCGUUAUGAAUUGGCUUGCUACCCCAAUAAGGGUAGCGAAACCAAUUUAGACGAAGUUUUGCAAACACACAUGGUAUUCUCUAACGUUUCCAAGGGGCAAUUUGCGAAUAAGAAAGAAAUGUUCCAAAUAUUCCGAACAGAAGAUGAAAUACAAAUUAUCAAAACGGUAAGUCAAAUGUGGCACUCGCUAUUUUCGCAGAUUCUUGAACAAGGUGAGCUACAGUUGACCGAGAAAGAACGGUCUGUGGAACAGAGCAGUUUAUUUCGAGACGUUGCAAAACUGGUGUCCGAGAGAUGUGUCAAUACGGAAACCAAUCGAGCGUAUACGGUGACCAUGAUUGAAAAGAUGAUGAAAGAUUGCCAUAUUUCACUGAAAGCAAACAAAUCCGCGAAACAACACGUACGUGCUAGUUCAUUUCAUGCAAUUUUUGUGCAGGCUUUAGAAGUAAUACGCCAGCUUCGAGCGGUUGAUGGAUUCAAAAUAGCUCCUGCAAUGAUGGAGGUUGUAAUAUCGAUUGAUAAAGAUUGUAUUGCACAAGUGAAAGAACCGUUGCUCGAGCUGUGCACUACGGUUCUACGACAAGGCAUCGCUGAAACCGGGAGUUACGAUUUGGUUAGUCCAUGUUUUGAUUUUUGUCUUUUUAAGUGUUAUUUCUGUGAAUUCCCCGAGUUUGGUAACGUCAUAUAA